Microthlaspi erraticum is the source of this 4338-nucleotide messenger RNA. Lineage: Eukaryota; Viridiplantae; Streptophyta; Magnoliopsida; Brassicales; Brassicaceae. The record is from the annotation of a GenBank genome assembly.
AUGACCGUCGCCGCCGAAGAACCGAGUCACCAUUCUCAGAGACCUCUCACUGACAACGACAUCGUUCGUUUAGCGCAGUACCACCAUUGCCAGACCGGCUUCUCUCUCCCUCCUUACCUUCUCUCUCCGGCUUCCCACGACUCUCUUCUCUCAUACCUCCAAUCCCGCUCUUCUUCACCCUCGCCGUCGAAACCCGUUUCUGAGUACGUAAUCGCUCUCUUAUCUCUAAUUCAUCUCUCCCCGACUACUCCGCCUCUCUCGUCUCUCCUCGCCUCGCUUCUCAUCUCCUACACCCAAAUCUUCAACGCCGGCAAAAUCCCGAGCGAUUCGGAUUCCCUCAAGACGAUUCAGCUCUUCGGCACUCUCUUACGGUACUUACACAUCAAGGAGCUGAAAUCUGUCGUCGAUUCCAUUUUAUCGGAUGUUUCUAGAGUUGUCACUGUCGAUGACGCCCAGUUGUUUGAUCUAUUGCCUGUGUGCUUCGAUUUAUUGCGGAAUCCGAGAGAAGCUAAAGCUAGCGAAACCGAUUUCGUCAAUUCGGCGAUAGAUAGUGUUAUUAGCUGUGAAUGGCAGAAAGGGAUGUUGACUAAAAUGGUUUCUCUUGCAAAGGAGUUGCCAUUUCUGGAUAAAGGGAGGAAGAGUGAAUUGCUGGAGAAAGUGUUUAUUGGUAUUAAGGGUAUUGACUUGCAGGAUUUGCCUUCGCUUGUGUAUCAAUUGCUGGUUCUUGCUUCGAAAGGAUUUUGCAAGAGGGAGGUGAUUGGAGGAGUUGUUGGUUUUUUUGGGUCCAAAGCUGAGACUAGAGUAGCUUCCGUCCUUAGACAGAUAGAGGGAACCGUUCUUCUUCAUGUGAAUUUCGCAGUGAAGCAGGAUCCUUCACUGGGGCAAGCGGUUGUGGCGUUAGUCAAAUCCGAUCUUAGGGCUUUCAAUCAUUUCACAGUGGCGGUUCUGUUUUCGGUUGCUAGGGUCAGAAAGUUUGGUGAGAACUCCUUGGGGAUAUUGAGAACGGCUUUGAUUACUGCGUACAAUGAUUAUAGACUCUCCAAAGAUUGCAAGUGGCUACCUGAGGAGCUUAAGGAACAGAGUUUCCUGCAUGCCAAAUUGGUUGAAAAGUCUUUGCUAAGAGCGGUUAGUGAGUGCAGAUAUGGGAGGGAGCAUGUGGUUCCAAGUGUGAUACAGUUUGGCUUUAUGUUGCUAGAAUCUGUUGAAGAAGGUAGAUCCAACGAGUUUGGUGAUUCUAAUGGAGUACUGGGUAUUGAGAAGCUUAGCAUUAAGAUUCUGGGAACCCUAUUUGAAGUCCAUGAUAUGACAAGAAAUGAGAUAAUUGAGCAAUGCAAGUUUCGCAUUCUUUCUUUGAAAUGCGCAAAGAGCAAGCCAAUAGUAAGGUUGUUAGGGUACCUUGUCCAGAGAUACUCACUUAUCAUGUUGGAAUUUGUCCACCAUCUCAAAGAGUUAUUGGAUUAUUUCACUUUCAUGGAGGGAAAUAUCAGCUGUUUUCUUGUUUCUGCUGUUAUCCCGCUCAUCAAAUUCAGCCGUGAUCUCCAGGACUAUACCAUCUUGGUGAUUCGCAAGGCUAUGUUUAGACGGGAAGAUUCAGUUCGUGUUGCAGCGACAAAGGUAAUAACUGAUCUUAUACUUGCAGAGAAAAAAGCUAAGAGAGACAGCUCAUUUACGUUCCAAGAAUCAUUAAGCCAAGCGAGUUCCAGUCAGCAAACUGAGAUGAGCUGUAUUGUGAGGGGAAACCUCUUUACUGAACUGAAUGGGUUGCUUCAAAGAUGUCUUUACCAGCAGGCAAAUGUGAAGGAAGUAGUUUAUGAUGGGCUUGUGAAGUUAGUCCUGAUUGAUCCAUCAAGUGGAGGACAUGUGUUGGAUUUUCUUAUGCCUCACUUUCUUCGUUUCCUCAAACAGGACACAGAUUUUCAGCUUGAAAUCACUUCAUGCAUUAAAGUAGAAGGUGGCAAAUUUAUCAUUGAAGAGCCCUUGGAUAGGCUUCUCUUAUGUAUCUCUUGGAUUUUACUCCUCCAGCCGCACAACAGCUCUGAUCGGCCUUCCGAUGCAGCGUGGCCAGGCUUUGGUUUCUCUCUUUCACAAGACACUGAGCAGCAGGUAGGAAGAACAGUAUCUCAUGAAGUGUACUCCAGUACUUUGGUGAAGAUAGGAAGCUUCCUACUAGGCAAGAAAUUAGAAGAUAUUGUUGGGCAGUCUCAGGAGACAGUUUCUGCAUCUCUAGAAGAAGAUAAAAGAAAGUCCUAUUGCUUGAUUUUACUAGGAAUCAUUCAAGUGCUGCUAAAUUAUAUUAUAACGGAUCUAGAGAAACAGCCAGAAGAGAAAAAGGUUGAUAUCGAAAAGGAGAUUGUCGAUUUGAUUGAUCUUUAUGAAUCAUUGGAAAAGGAUAUGGGGAAAUCGAAACAGAGCAAUAUCUCCAAGAGAGUACGAUUUAGCUCCCGUAGUAAAUCUGAUGAUACUGAUAUGGGAAACGCAAGUAGCAACGAAGAGCCAGAAAAAGCUCCCUUUUUGGCUACUUCAAGUAUCUACCAGCUAUUUCUGGUCACCUUCAAACUCUAUAGCAGCAAAUCCGUUGGUAAUCUUCCAGGCUCGCAAGAUCACAUCCAGUCAUCAUCAGCCAAGACAGAAAAAUCAGUUUCUGGAGUUUUCUCCUUCCCUCUGCAUGUUUGUGUUGCACACAUAAGAUCAUCUCUUUGCAUGAAGGAGGAAAAUCCACUUAAACCGUUGGUCUACGGUGACAUGAAAUUGCUGGGUCCUCCACUGCUAAAAGUAGUUUACCUACUAAAGCCAGGGCCACCUGUAGUUACCGGACAGACGAAUAAGGAGAAGAAAGGAAAGAAGGAUGCUGAAGGAAGGAAACAGUGUCUACAUCUGGCCUUACUUAGCCUGAAAGAGCUGUUCAGUAUAUAUUCAAAAGGAUCUGGUUUGAGUGGCUUGCUUGAAGAUUUGUUGGCAGUGCCUGCAUCCGAGGAUGCUAUUCUAGAAGAGUUCAGCGAAGCUUCCAAAAUUGAAGAUCCACUUGUAAAGAGCAUCGAAAUAUUCAUGGAGAAAGUCAUGAAGCCCAUUUUCACGGACCUUAUCGCACAAAACUCUAAUGAUGUAGAGAUUCUUUGUGACAUAAUGUUGAUGCUUGGGAACACUCUACCUGACAAAUUCAAACAACGGCAUGGAUCAUGGUCCCAUCAAAUCUGCAGAAGCUGUGAAACAUCUAAUACCACCGUGGCAAAGAGCAUUCUGAAACUUGCCAUCUCUUUUACCACAUCCCCUGAUGAUCUAUGCAUAGCAGUGGAAGUGGCCAAGGAGUUGCAAAAUGUCAUCGGUUUAGAAAAAUCUGAUACUUUAGAAGUGUCUGAAUCAUCAUACAUGAUCAUAAACCAGUCAACAAGUGCUUCUGUAAAUUCUUGCCUGUUGCAAUCAAUUGAUUCAGCAAUAGUUGACAUGGACUGGGCCACAAAGAAGCUAAAGAAUUUCCAAAUAGUCUCUCAGAAGAACCUCCAUCUCAACCAUGACGCUGAGAGCACAUUUGGACUGUCUCUCGAGGAAGCGCUUUACUCAAUGGCUGAGUCAACAAUCAGGAUACUUUCUUCCUUUGUUUUAAUGAACCUUAAAGACUCGCAAGCAGCACAGUUUCUCAGAUUAGCAGUUCGGUUUUACAAACAGUUAGCACAGAUUGUGAAACAGAGGAUUGCUCCCAAGGGUUGCAAGCAAACUGUUCCUACCCUUAAAUUUCAGAAACUCGUGGAACUAACUUGCAAGUCUCUCACGGUCCCUUUAUAUCCCUUUUUAAGUGAAAUGCAAAAGGACCAACAGGAAACUGUGAGUUCCAGUUCCAAGGGCAUAAUCAACAAGAUCAAACAGGAGAACAAAUGCAUCCCUGAUUUGAUAUUCCAGAUAGAAGACUAUGAAAGAUAUCUUAUUCAGCUGAGCAAAGUUACUAAAUUCAAUUUGUUGAGGCAUGCCAAGCGCAGCACUGCCAGAGACUUUAAAAUAAUUGAAGAUGCAGAAACCCCUGAAGGAGGCGAAGAUGGAGAAAACCAAGCAGAGACAGAGACACAUAACAAUAACAUUGGCGUUAACGAUGAUGAUGUAAGAGAAGAGUCAGAAGAUGAUUCAGAGAAAAUGUUGUCCCCCCGAACUGCUAGUCCCGGAUCAUCACGGGGCUUAGAUUCUGAUAAAGCACCACCAACAGAAGGGGACGAUGAAGAAGAAAAAGAAGAAGAAGAAGAAGCAGAUGAAGAAGAUGAAGGAGAAGGAAGUGGCUUUAGUCGUCCUAAGAAGAUAGCGAAGAAGAGUUGGGUUGUGGAGGAUUCUGAAGACGAUUCUGAAACAUUUUAG